Molecule: messenger RNA, 456 nt
Organism: Ipomoea triloba (trilobed morning glory)
Lineage: Eukaryota; Viridiplantae; Streptophyta; Magnoliopsida; Solanales; Convolvulaceae
Exons: 3
Coding region: 1-456 (151 amino acids)
Source: RefSeq, a predicted model, not a curated record
AUGGCUCCGUAUGAAGCAUUAUAUGGGCAGAAAUGCCGAAGUCCUCUAUGUUGGAGCGAUAGGAGUGAUGUGGUCAUUCUUGGACCUCAAUACUUGCAAGAAACCACUGAAGCCAUCAAAGUGAUUCAAGGGAGAAUGAAAGCCGCGCAAGAUCGCCAAAAAUCUUAUGCCGAUCUGAAGAGACAAUUCGUGGAAUAUCAGCGGUAUGUGCCUGAUACAUCCCAUGUAUUGGAACCUGAGGAAUUGGAGAUGGAUGAUUCAUUGGCAUAUGAAGAAAGACCGAUUUGUGUCUUGGACUCAAAAACCCGAGACACAAGGCGAAAAUCCAUCAAAAUGAUUAAAGUUCAAUGGUCGAACCAUAGCCCAGAAGAAGCUACCUGGGAGUUGGAGGACGAUAUGAUGGCACGCUAUCCGGAAUUAUUUGACUCAGCGGGAGAAAGUAGCAAGUUAUCUUGA